This is a messenger RNA of Trichomonas vaginalis G3, 819 nucleotides long. RefSeq names its product zinc finger protein 423-like protein family. Gene Ontology annotation, biological process: regulation of transcription by RNA polymerase II. The coding region runs from base 1 to 819 and encodes 272 amino acids. Lineage: Eukaryota; Parabasalia; Trichomonadida; Trichomonadidae. The transcript has a single exon. The record is from RefSeq and is a predicted model, not a curated record. Gene Ontology annotation, cellular component: nucleus.
AUGUUCUCACCUGAAGACCGUGACUUGAGUACAGAACCGUUCCACUGUAACGCUGAUGGCUGUAAUUUCCAUUGUGACAAUUGUGAAAGAAUGGUUGAACACAUCAGAGAGCACCAUAACACUGACCCCAUGAUCAAUACAUUUGAAACAACAGAAGACACAUUUAGAAGAAUAACGGCCAUCAAAAUAGACAAGACAGGCAUCGAAGAACUUAACCCUCUAAAAUACAGAUGCUCGUAUUGCGACGAGUUAUUCACCGAAGCAGAAGAUCAUGCCAUCCAUAUGAUUUCACAUCUCACAGAAAAAUUAUCACCAGAUAUAUCUUUCUUUUUCAACGACAUUUUACGCCUUUACAAAACUAUCGACAAACCAACAGUACAAAAUUUAUUUCCAGAAACACAAGUCGCAAUUUUUGACACACUUGAAGAAACAAACAGAUUCAGACUUAUCGUAGGAAGAGAAGCCAUAGAAACAAUUGAAGAAGCAUUCCCUCCAAGUCCACCAGGAACAGAUCGGAAACCAUCCAUAAUCAUCACAGACACCUGUCAACUCAGGUUUGUACCAUGCAUGGAUGAACCACCAAAAGGAGAUCUCAGAAUUUUGACUCUACUUUUAAGAGAUUUCAGCGCACACAAUAUCCCGAUUAAAUCACUGAACAAUAAGGAACUAAUUGCUGAUAAAGACAUCGAUUACAGCCCAGAUUUUGUCGAAGGAGCUCUAGCCAACGCAGAAGAACAUGAUACAACGAACAGCCAGAACAACAAUGGAAGAUACAUUAACUCAGCCGAAAAAACUUACAGAAUUUUUAAUACAAUGUGA